Messenger RNA from Phytophthora sojae, 2001 nucleotides. RefSeq lists its product as hypothetical. The transcript is spliced from 6 exons. The record is from RefSeq and is a predicted model, not a curated record. Gene Ontology annotation, cellular component: plasma membrane. Bases 1 to 2001 code for a protein of 666 amino acids. Gene Ontology annotation, biological process: adenylate cyclase-activating G protein-coupled receptor signaling pathway; cell surface receptor signaling pathway. NCBI's taxonomy places the organism in Eukaryota, Oomycota, Peronosporomycetes, Peronosporales, Peronosporaceae. Gene Ontology annotation, molecular function: G protein-coupled receptor activity.
AUGGUCGAUGCGGGUGCUUCCGUGCAGGACCAGCAGCUUCAUGCGGCACGGGAGCUCUCAACGUCGAAGCUGCUGGUUGGAGUCUCCAGCGGGCUAUCACUGCUUGGGGCGCUGGUGAUGAUCGCGCACUUCCUGGCAUAUCAAGAGUCGAGACGAUGUGGACGACGCCUGCUAUUUUGCUUACACUUGGCCGAUGCGGGGGCUGCUUGCGCUUGGCUCCUGAUGUUCGUGCUACCGGCCGUGGAUGAAGACGUAGAUCCCGUCGAUGUGCAUACAGCAAGAACUUGCACUGUUCAAGUACGUUUUGAUUCAUUAGCGUCGUGCUUUUGGACUGCGUGCUUUGCAUUCUACCUAUUUCAGCUACUAGCGGGACGGUCCAAAGCUCCCGAACUGUGUGAAGAUCGCUACCACCUUGUGGCAUGGGGGAUACCCGCAGCGACUGUUGCCCAUUUGUAUGCGCAGACGUUAGCUGGUACCGGUCUCGUAGGCGAGAGCGGACGGCCUUGGUGUUGGAUACGCUCAUGGAGUGACGACCAGUGGAGUGUUGAAGGAUUCUACGUCCAGCUCGUUAUUUUCUACGUGCCGGUGGUCCUCAUAUUUCUGCACAACCUCGUGACGUACGUGAUGCUGCUGUAUUCAAUGACUGACAGCUUAUCAACGAGCAUGGAGACUCGCGUUCACUAUCGCCUUUUGCUCUACAGCUGGGCAUUUUUCCUGCCGAAUGUCUGGAUCGUCUUCGCGUUUGCUUACCAAGCUGUGGCUCCAAACCACGCUCUCAAUGCUCCACUUCUGUAUUUAGUCAGUUUCUUUACUCCGUUGCAGGGAUUGAUGAAUGCAAUCGUCUACGGAGUGAACCGCACUCAGGCAAUGGACACCGAGAGCGGAGAGCUGGUAGCGUCAUUCCUCUCCUCGGGAGAGCGCCGCCAGCUUCGGGCAGUGAGCAGGCGGUGGCUCUUCACGUGCACGUGGUUGCAGUUCACUGGUAGCAAUGGAGACGACGUCCAGCCGAGAAAAUCGCAAUGGAAUUUCCGCAGUCGAGCAUUCCGACACAAUUGGAACACUUUCAUCCGCAAUGAAUGCCAGACAUUCUUACCACGCCUGCUGGAGCUGCUGCCUGCAGCUGCAAUGGCCGAAACGAUGGAGCUGAAGAAGGGACUUUGCUUGUCGACGAAUACCGGACAACGACCAUCGUUUGAGAACACGCACGCACGGAGCGGCUACAUCCAGCAGAAGAUCAACCGUUGUGGGAACCUGCCCAACCUCCUGCUGACUGAAGAGCUGAGCGAGUUCCGAUCCGAGCUCUUUCGAGUCAAGCAACCGGAUUGUUGGAAUAUGGCGCUGUAUGGCGGAGGACCGGGGUAUGACGCGCUCGGACUCGUCUUCAUGCGUGAGUACCUCCGAGCUUGGGACGUGAACUUCCACACUACUGUGUACGACAAUGAGCCGGGUUGGAAAUGUGCAAUCGAUGCGGUGGGCCAGACAUUGGAGCAAAUGGAGCAACACAACGCCUCGGUGGACUUCCAGCUCUGUGACAUCACGUUUGACGUGCACGCAGAAGAGAAUUCUCACGUGUCGAAGACUUUGAAGAACACACAGCUGCACGUGUUUUCGUUCGUGUGCGCGGAAAAUUUCUGCCUGCUUCGGGGCAGCGCGUACGUGUUCCUGCGCUCGCUCUUCUCGCAGUGUAGCGCCGGCAGCUACUUCAUUUUCACGGACUCGACUCAUCGGCUGUGGCCUGCCAUCUUCGACGUGGCCAAGGCCAUUGCACCCGACAGAUUUCGUGUCUGGACACCAUUCGCUCGUAGCUGCCACUUCGCCCUCGUGCUGCAGAAGUUACCCGAAUAUUCAGCUCCUGCCUCCACUUAUCCUUUCUAUAGUCAGGCAAUGGAAAAGCUUCAAGAUUUUCGACGGCAUCAACAGCAACAUCUCAAAACGAUGGAGGCGCAACAGCCAACUCCACACUCGGAAGACGACGACGGUCUUACAGCCAUGCUGCAGUAA